CUGACAUCUAUAUAAGAGAGUAUCGAGCCUCUUCAGUCAAGAGCUCGAAAAUAUUUUCUCGCAACAAGUUUGUUGGAGAACAGCUUAGAAAAAAGUUGUUUCAUUUUCUUCCUCUCUUGUCCUAAUAACAUUAUAAUCAUGAAGGAUCAAGAGCAAACCCCGUGCUCCAAAAAACCGACUAAAUUACGGAACCUAAUCUACAAAACUGAAGCUUUUGAUUCUCUUCAUCCUCGAGGAACUGAGAAAACACUAUGCACGAAUCAAGUGUGUCUUGGCAGCGUAAUGUCACUACCGGUCCACGGAACCGAGUCUCGAACCAAAGAAGAAAUUCUUCUUCAUGCCAAGGAAUUUUUGGAACAAUAUUUCUCCUCGAUCAGAAGAGUGAACAGCGAUGCACAUCGUUUACGAUGGGAAAGUGUACAAAAAGAAGUCACAGCAACUGGCACUUAUCAACUGAGCGAAACGGAAUUGGUAUUCGGUGCUAAAUUAGCCUGGCGUAAUGCGGCACGUUGCAUUGGUCGCAUACAAUGGUCCAAAUUGCAGGUUUUCGAUUGUCGUUACGUCACAACAACCAGUGGAAUGUUCGAAGCCAUUUGCAAUCACAUCAAAUACGGUACUAAUAAAGGAAACAUAAGGUCUGCUAUAACAAUAUUUCCCCAAAGAACUGAUGGUAAGCACGACUUUCGUGUAUGGAAUCAGCAAUUGAUCGCAUACGCUGGAUACAAAAAUAAAGAUGGCACGAUAUUGGGCGAUCCGGCAAACGUCGAAUUUACAGAUAUUUGCAUAAAGUUGGGCUGGCGAGGACCAAGGAAUGGUAUAAAAACGAGAUUCGAUAUAUUGCCACUCGUGCUGUCGGCGAAUGGCCAUGAUCCAGAUUAUUUUGACAUACCGAGUGAACUCGUGCUUGAAGUACCAAUUAUUCAUCCGACAUUCGAAUGGUUCGCCGAAUUGAAACUGAAAUGGUUCGCGGUGCCGGCAGUCUCAGGAAUGGUUUUCGAUUGCGGAGGCUUGGAAUUCACAGCGGCUCCUUUCAAUGGUUGGUACAUGAGCACAGAAAUAGGUUCUCGUGAUCUUUGCGACGUCACCAGGUAUAAUCUACUCGAGACAAUUGCAACGUCAAUGGGCUUGGAUACGAGAAGUCCAAUUACUUUGUGGAAAGAUAAAGCCAUGAUCGAAGCUAAUGUCGCUGUGCUUUAUAGUUUUCAGAUGAAAAACGUGACGAUCGUCGAUCACCAUACAGCAUCCGAAUCUUUCAUGAAACAUUAUGAAAAUGAAAUGCGUUUACGAAACGGCUGCCCGGCGGAUUGGCUGUGGAUCGUACCCCCCAUUUCCGGUUCUGCAACGACCGUUUUCCAUCAGGAAAUGGCACUCUAUCAUCUCAAACCAGCUUAUGAUGCUCAGGAACCAGCAUGGAAAACUCACGUGUGGAAAAAGGGCAGAGACAAAAAGUCGACGUCGAAAAAGCCACGAAGGAAAUUCCAUUUCAAACAAAUAGCGAGAGCUGUCAAGUUCACUUCAAAGUUAUUUGGACGUGCAUUGUCACGUAGAAUCAAAGCUACAGUUCUGUUUGCAACGGAAACCGGAACUUCGCAAAUGUAUGCCGAGAAACUCGGAGAACUCCUGGGUCACGCUUUUCAUUCGCAAGUUUUAAGUAUGGCCGAGUACGACAUUAGUAAUAUCGAGCACGAGGCUCUUCUUCUUGUUAUUACAUCGACAUUCGGCAAUGGUGAUCCCCCUGAAAAUGGAGAGGCUUUUGCACAAAAUUUAUACGCCAUGAAAAUGAAUGAGACGUACACCAACAGUGAAAGUAAAAUCAGUCUGGCUACUUCGAAAUCUUUCAUUAAAGCUAACAGCCAAACUGAAGUGGGAAGCAUGAAGAAAUUGGACAGGCUCGACUCUCUGAGAGGCUCGACGACAGAAUCGCAGAAUGAAGAUACGUUUGGGCCCUUGAGUAACGUCAGAUUCGCUGUAUUCGCACUCGGCUCUUCAGCUUAUCCAAAUUUUUGUGCAUUUGGUCAUUACGUUGACAAUCUUUUGGGUGAGCUUGGCGGUGAGAGAUUGUCGCGAUUAUCCCAGGGCGAUGAAAUGUGUGGCCAGGAACAAGCAUUCAGAAAAUGGGCUGCCGAUACUUUUGCAGUCGCCUGCGAAACUUUUUGUCUCGACGAUGACGAAACAUUGCUGGAAGUUGCCUUAUCACUGGGCUCGGAAGCUCUCACGAAUUCGACUGUUCGUUUCGUCGAAGCGGAUCCACAACCGAUAGCAAAAUCUCUGAGCAAAUGUCACAACAGAAACGUGACGACUUGCAACAUGCUGAAAAAAACGGAUUUGACAACCAACGAUUCAGGAGUAACUACUCUUCUUUUGGAAUUGGACGAUAUCGCGGGUAUGGAAAUAUCCUACAAGCCGGGCGAUCAUCUCGGUGUAUUUGCUUGCAACAAAAGUGAUUUGGUGGAAGGAAUUCUUGCUCGAAUGGAACCAGAGAUGAAUUUCGAUGUCCCAGUUGAAUUGCAGAUGCAAAAACAGUCUCACACGCCCAACGGAAUCGUCAAAACUUGGGUACCCCACGACAAGUUUUCUCCAAACUCUUUGAGGAUGUUGUUCACGCGUUUUCUGGAUAUAACAACUCCACCAACGCCCAAUUUGCUAAGAUACUUUGCUUCCAUUGCUACGAAUACGAAGGAGCAGGCUCAACUCAAUGUUUUAGCUACGGACUCAACGGCUUACGAGGACUGGAAGCACUGGAAGUAUCCAAACCUGUUGGAAGUUCUCGAUGAAUUUCCAUCGGUCAGGCCAUUUGCUCCGCUCUUUGUUCUCCAUUUGACUCCUCUGCAGCCUCGCUUUUACAGCAUAUCUUCUUCACCGUUGGUUCAUCAAGGUCAAAUUCAUCUGACCGUAGCAAUCGUGCAGUACAAAUCACAAGGUGGGAAAGGUCCAGUGCAUUAUGGCGUAUGCUCCAAUUACCUUAAUGACAUUUCGGACGGAGAGCCUCUCUACGUAUUUGUGAGAAGUGCCCACAAUUUUUAUAUGCCAGCGAAAAUCAGCGCCCCCAUGAUUCUCGUUGGUCCUGGAACUGGAAUUGCACCUUUUCGUGGAUUUUGGCAUCACCGACACGCCGAACGAAAAUUACAUCACCAUGAGAAUUAUGGCAAAAUAUGGUUGUUCUUUGGUUGUCGUCAAAGAAAUUUGGAUCUGUAUAGGCAAGAAAAGAAAGAAAUGCUCGAAACCGGGGUCUUGGACAAAGUUUUUCUCGCCUUGUCCCGUGAACCCGGUAUUACUAAGACUUACGUUCAACAUUUGAUACAAGCCGAAGCGUCACAAAUUUACAAUAUGCUGGUGCACGAACAAGGACACUUUUACGUUUGCGGCGACUGUACAAUGGCCGAGGACGUUUAUCAAACUUUGAAACAAAUUAUACAAACUCAUGGACAGAUGCUCGACAGAGAGGUUGAGGCCUACAUGCUCAGUUUAAGGGACGAAAAUCGUUAUCACGAGGACAUUUUCGGUAUAACAUUUCGAACGGCCGAGGUUCAUAACCGUUCGCGUGAAACGGCAAGAAUAAGGUUGGCCCAUACAGAGCCUUAAAUUCGAAUCGACAAAAAUCUCAAAUAUUCUCUUGCAGCAACAAAAUUUAUCUUAAAUUAAACCGAGUACGUUUGCAUGUAGUGAAAAUAUCGUUUGAGUCAACAAGAAAAUCAUAUCGAUGAAAAAUAUGUCAUAUUUUUCCUAAGAGGAUAUUUUUUGACGGGAUCAUACGGACGUCGUGAUGAAUAAUCGAUAAAAAAAAUCAAAGACAUUAUCCUGUCAGCAUUUAUCUAUACGUAUAACUAAUCAAAAAAAUUGCACAAACCUUAGUAAAAAGUGACCAUUGUGAUAUAAACAAGAAUGGAUCAAAAUCGAGGAUGGAACGAUGAAGACAAUCUCGUCAUAGAAAUCUUCGAAUCUUCGCAACAAAUAACUAUAUGAAUUUUAUUCGAGUCUCGUUCAUAAUUGUAUAGAAGUCAUGGAAAUAAAAACAAACGAAUAAUUCCAAUAGCAAA
This is a messenger RNA of Venturia canescens, 4037 nucleotides long. RefSeq names its product Nitric oxide synthase (gene Nos). The transcript has 24 exons. Gene Ontology annotation, biological process: nitric oxide biosynthetic process. Gene Ontology annotation, molecular function: NADP binding; nitric-oxide synthase activity; flavin adenine dinucleotide binding. The record is from RefSeq and is a predicted model, not a curated record. Lineage: Eukaryota; Metazoa; Arthropoda; Insecta; Hymenoptera; Ichneumonidae. The coding region runs from base 139 to 3582 and encodes 1147 amino acids.